Guyanagaster necrorhizus is the source of this 738-nucleotide messenger RNA. RefSeq lists its product as uncharacterized. The transcript is spliced from 7 exons. NCBI's taxonomy places the organism in Eukaryota, Fungi, Basidiomycota, Agaricomycetes, Agaricales, Physalacriaceae. The record is from RefSeq and is a predicted model, not a curated record. Bases 1 to 738 code for a protein of 245 amino acids.
AUGUCGCAACAUAAUCAUCAACCACAAUACGUACAUUACACCGGUCCUCCUGGUACCCAUAACCAGCCCCAGAGUAUAGCACCACAGGAGACCACCACCCAUCAGCAUGCGCCACCGCUUGUCGCAACGGGGGAUUGGACCAAGAGUCUCGUCGAACUAGCAAAGACAGCUGAACUCAAGAAGCAUGCGCUCACGUUACAGCUGCAUACUGCACACAUACUGUCAGCGCACGCGUCGCUGGAACAGAAGAGCAAGGCAGUCCAGGACAUCAGGGAACAAAAGAACAAAUUAGAAAGUGAACGAGGAUCGGGAUCAGGCAAGCUGCCCGCCGCAUCUGUUUUCAUAAAGCCUAUUCACCCAGCCCCUCAGGCGGAUUUACUCGAAUCGAAGAUCGAUAAAGAAUGCGCCGAAAUCCGUCGACGAAUCCAGCAGAUCACCGAAGGCGAAUACACCGUCGCGAAGCGAGACGUCGAUAGGCUAAGGCAAGAGCUAGGCCAGCCACCGCUUCCUAGCUUGCAGACCAUGUUGGACGAGAAGUCUUCGCAGUUCCUAACCGAACGUCGAUUGAAUGGCAACGCCGAGUCGAAACGUGGUCCAGGAGACGACGGUGGCCAGCUCGGUAAGAAGCCCCGUGGCCGACCGAAAGGGAGCAAGAACCGCAUCAAGGUGCCCUCCGCUCCUGUCCGUUGGCAGCGUGCGCUUCUCUCUCCACAGCCUAUACUCAGAAAAGCAACUUGA